CACUGCAAACAGAAUACACAACGUUUUGGACUCUUGUCGAGCGAACAACUUUCACAACUAUUAAUCUUAAAAUAAUUAUUCCUCUGUCCAUCCAAGCAAAAAUCGGGAAACAAAAUCCCGAUUCAAGUAUCUAAACAAGCAACACUGGAUAAUAUAUAAAAGGAUAAGCCAGCAUCUAAAAUAGAUUUACGCACAUCACAAAACCUAGAGAAGAUUCUUCAUAAUGGAGUGCUGCUUAUCGGAAGAGGCCAAAGAACAGAAGCGUAUCAAUCAGGAAAUUGAAAAACAGCUACGCCGUGAUAAGAAAGAUGCUCGUCGCGAACUUAAACUGCUUUUACUGGGUACUGGUGAAUCUGGGAAAUCAACUUUUAUUAAGCAAAUGCGUAUUAUUCACGGCAGCGGCUACUCGGACGAUGACAAGCGUGGCUAUAUUAAGCUGGUGUUCCAAAAUAUAUUCAUGGCCAUGCAGUCAAUGAUCAAAGCCAUGGAUCUGCUCAAAAUAGAAUAUGGCGCACCAGAGAUUCGCGAAUGUGGUGAGCUGGUGAUGAGCAUUGACUACGAAUCUGUUACAAGAUUGGAGGAUCCAUUUUUGAAGGCCCUACAUUCUCUUUGGGACGAUGCUGGCAUACAGGAGUGCUAUGAUCGCCGAAGAGAAUACCAGUUAACCGAUUCUGCUAAAUACUAUCUGAGCGAUUUGGCGCGUAUUGAACAGGAAGAUUAUUUGCCCACUGAACAGGAUAUUCUGCGUGCUCGUGUGCCCACAACUGGAAUACUGGAGUAUCCAUUCGAUUUGGAUGGCAUCGUCUUCAGAAUGGUGGACGUUGGCGGUCAGCGUUCGGAAAGAAGAAAGUGGAUUCAUUGCUUUGAGAAUGUUACAUCGAUUAUAUUCUUGGUGGCGCUCUCUGAAUAUGAUCAGAUCUUGUUUGAGUCUGACAACGAGAAUCGUAUGGAGGAAUCGAAAGCUUUGUUCAGAACCAUUAUUACAUACCCGUGGUUCCAAAACUCAUCGAUCAUUCUAUUUAUGAACAAGAAAGAUUUGUUCGAAGAGAAAAUUAUGUAUUCGCAUAUGGGUGACUAUUUUACUGAAUAUGAUGGUCCAAAACAAGAUCACGCAGCAGCGAAGCAGUUUGUGUUGAAGAAAUACCUGGCCUGCAAUCCGGAUCCAGAGCGUCAAUGUUAUUCGCAUUUCACCACAGCCACAGAUACCGAAAACAUCAAGCUUGUGUUCUGCGCUGUCAAAGAUACAAUUAUGCAAAAUGCACUUAAGGAAUUCAAUUUGGGUUAAACGCGAUCUCGAACGGCAGAGCUAUCACCUAGAUAGCAAUGAUAUAGUUCUUAAACAACACCUUGACUUCUCAACAAUAUGUUUGCUUUGUUUUAUCUAAUUAUAAUUAAACUUCAAUUGUCCAUAGAUUA
Drosophila mojavensis is the source of this 1416-nucleotide messenger RNA. RefSeq names its product G protein alpha q subunit. Gene Ontology annotation, biological process: adenylate cyclase-modulating G protein-coupled receptor signaling pathway. The coding region runs from base 224 to 1285 and encodes 353 amino acids. The record is from RefSeq and is a predicted model, not a curated record. NCBI's taxonomy places the organism in Eukaryota, Metazoa, Arthropoda, Insecta, Diptera, Drosophilidae. The transcript is spliced from 8 exons. Gene Ontology annotation, molecular function: G-protein beta/gamma-subunit complex binding; guanyl nucleotide binding; G protein-coupled receptor binding. Gene Ontology annotation, cellular component: heterotrimeric G-protein complex.